UUGGUGGGGCUUCUAGGACGAGGACAGCAGAGUCAACUUCCUUCUCCGGGUUUUCCUUCUAGUUUUGCGCCCCUUUUCCACACUAAAAUCCACACUCCGCGCCAUAGUCCCUUUGCUCAAUUCCCCCUGUUUCCCCCAAAACUCCAAAAAGGGACGGACAGAAAGUACGAUAUCGAGUUUCCGAGCGGUUCCACGAUAGGGUGUGCCUUGUAAUAUCCGGCUGUUGUGCUCGCCCCAUCGCACCAGAACAUAAAGGACGCAAACUCCUAGCGCGAAGCGGUGUGCAUCGAUAGCGAAACCAGCGCUCUAAAACGGGAAUCAUGGAUUUGAAAGACAAAGCCGCCCUUGUGACCGGGGCAGCCACCGGAUUGGGGCGAGCCAUUAGUGAGGAAUUGCUUAAGCAUGGAGUGAAGGUGCUGAUUUGUGAUCUGGAUUCGGAUGCCGGUAUGCUGACCGUUGAGCAGCUGGAGAAACAGUAUGGAUCCCGAGUGCUGUUUCGUUACUGUGAUGUCACGGAUUGUUCGCAGUUCGAAGAGGCAUUUGAGUACGCCACGAGCACGUUUCAAAAGGUCGACAUAGUGAUAAACAACGCCGAGAUAAUGAACGACAACUUUUGGGAGCUGGAAGUGGACGUUAACCUGAAUGGUGUGAUUCGAGGCACAUUGUUGGCACAAAAGUUCAUGGGAAAACCGAACGGCGCCGGUGGAUUGCUCGUUAAUAUCGGAUCCAGUGUCAGUGUCACACCGCAACUUUGUACUCCGAUUUACACGGCCACCAAGCAUGCCAUCCUGGGGCUGACAAAGGCUGUCGGAGAUCCUUUCCACUACAACAGCACAAAGCUAAGGGCCUUCGCAUACUGCCCGGGGCCUAUGGAGAGCUCUUCCUCGCACAAAAAGCGCUUCAUGCUCCCGGCCUACGAUAAAGCCAAAGACCACGACAUGACGGGUGUGCAGCUGCAAACGGUUGAACAUGUUGCCAAAGAAUUGAUACCACUACUCAAGAAGGCUCAAACGGGGUCCAUUUGGAUGGUCGACGGUGGCAAACCAGCGAAAGAGAUUCCGUUCAGCAGUUUGGGAUAGGAUGCCCUGCCGGGACUUUGGUGUAGGCUUCAGCAAGGCCAUAACGAACGCCACAUCUCAUCUAAUCAUAACGCAUCAACUUGAUAAUCCUAGCUGCGCUCUGCAGUCUCAUUUCGAACACGCAAACCAACUCUGAUAUCGCUAAGCCAUCUUCUUGUGUCCUCAACACCAUCCUGCUAUAUAGUUAAGGCAAUUCAUACACUCAAGUAUUAUUAUCAAAACAUCUUCGUAGACAUCGCUUCUCGCAUGAUCCAUCGAUAUCUCUGUACACAAACCAUCGCAUAAGACCAUGCUGGCCACCGUACCAUUUUGAAGGUGCUGCUGCGCUCCCAAUAUGCUUUCGCGUUUAUCCCAACAGCAUAACAAUUGUGUUGCAUUUCGAUGUGACAAAAACCAUUUGAGAAAAAUUUACGCUUUAUUCGUAACAUUUGAGGUACAGGAUGCUAAUUUUGUAAAACAUG
Molecule: messenger RNA, 1540 nt
Organism: Anopheles aquasalis
Lineage: Eukaryota; Metazoa; Arthropoda; Insecta; Diptera; Culicidae
Product: 15-hydroxyprostaglandin dehydrogenase [NAD(+)]-like
Cellular component (GO): cytoplasm
Molecular function (GO): oxidoreductase activity, acting on the CH-OH group of donors, NAD or NADP as acceptor
Source: RefSeq, a predicted model, not a curated record